AUGCGGUCCUCGACAUCUCCCCUUGUGGCUCUGUCCCGGGCGACUAGAGCAGCAUCACAGAGCCAAUGCCUUAUGGGCAAGAGGACAUUUACAUCACUACCCACCCUCCGUCCAACUCUUGCCCGUCCCACUGGCACAGUCUUUCGCACCUCUACACCUACAACCUCGCUGGCGCCCACGGCACCCUCGUGCUCCUCCGAGACGGCAGAUAUCGUCCCCAAGACGACCAUUUCCUCCAGUCCCCUCUUUGCCGCGACGCAGAUUCGCUGUGGCCCGCGCGCCACGCUCGCGCGAUCGAGUCGGCUGGUCCGUAAGCGCAGACAUGGAUUCCUGAGCCGGGUCCGGACGAGGACGGGACGCAGGACGCUGCAGAGGAGGCGGACCAAGAGUCGGCACAUUUUGUCCAACUAG
Molecule: messenger RNA, 411 nt
Organism: Pestalotiopsis fici W106-1
Lineage: Eukaryota; Fungi; Ascomycota; Sordariomycetes; Amphisphaeriales; Sporocadaceae
Exons: 2
Coding region: 1-411 (136 amino acids)
Biological process (GO): translation
Cellular component (GO): ribosome
Molecular function (GO): structural constituent of ribosome
Source: RefSeq, a predicted model, not a curated record